Lycium barbarum (goji berry) is the source of this 1414-nucleotide messenger RNA. Its product is annotated as calcium sensing receptor, chloroplastic. Gene Ontology annotation, biological process: cellular response to calcium ion; regulation of stomatal closure; de-etiolation. Bases 116 to 1294 code for a protein of 392 amino acids. NCBI's taxonomy places the organism in Eukaryota, Viridiplantae, Streptophyta, Magnoliopsida, Solanales, Solanaceae. The record is from RefSeq and is a predicted model, not a curated record. The transcript has 6 exons.
GCCCAUCAUCUAUGGUACCUAACCUUAUACGACAAACGCCAGAAGUUGAUAACCAACUUCCAGCAGAAAACAGAGGGACAGACUCAGCAAAGCAGUGGCCAGAAGCUGAAAAGUGAUGGCACUUAGAGCUUCAGCCACCGCAAAGUCACCUCUUCCUUCUUCUUCUUCAUCAUCACCACCUAAAGUCUUUAGUCUACCUAAACUAUACCAAAAACCACAAUUUACUUCAAAAUCAGUGUCAGUGUCACUACCUACAUCGACUGCUCUUUUCCUCUUUCCACUCUUCACUGCUACACAUGAAGCCAGAGCACUCAGCUUACCCAAGGAAGAUAUCGUCUCUUCCCUUAAUCAGGUAGAAUCUGCAGUUAAUCAAGCUCAAGAGGUUGGUUCGAACUUUUUGGAUACUGCAGGCCGAGUGAUUGGGCCCGUGAUUGAUUUUGUGAAGCCCGGGAUUGAUGCGGCCUUGCCUUUAGUACAGCAGGCAGGAGAGGAAGUUUUGAAGAAUGCUUCUCCUGUCAUAUCUGAUGCCACUAAGAAAGCCCAAGAGGCAAUGCAGAGUGCUGGCAUGGACUCUGAACCAGUGAUGACUGCAGCGAAGACAGUGGCUGAUGCUGCUCAACAGACAUCAAAGGUGAUCGAAGGGGCCAAACCAAUCGCCUCAUCCACAGUUGAGACCAUUUCAUCAACUGAUCCAGCUGUUAUUGCAGUAGCUGGUGGCACAUUAUUCCUGGCAUAUCUCCUACUUCCCCCUGUCUUCUCCGCUCUCUCUUUCAGCCUUCGUGGUUACAAGGGUGAACUAACUCCUGCUCAAACACUGGACAUGAUGUGUUCUAAGAAUUAUGUCUUGAUUGAUAUUAGAACAGAGAAGGACAAGGACAAGGCUGGAAUUCCUCGUCUUCCAUCUAGUGCUAAAAACAAGAUGAUUCCUAUCCCUUUGGAAGAUUUGCCAAGUAAAGUAAGGAAUCAAGUGAGAAAUCCGAAGAAAGUGGAAGCUGAAAUAGUGGCUCUGAAGAUAUCAUUCCUCAAGAAAAUCAACAAGGGGUCUAAAAUUGUGAUAAUGGACGCGUACUCUGAUUCAGCUAAAACAGUUGCUAAAUCACUGACGAGCUUUGGCUUUAAGAACUGCUGGAUCAUGACUGAUGGCUUCUCCGGAGGCAGGGGGUGGUUGCAGAGUCGGCUGGGAACAGAUUCAUACAACUUUUCUUUUGCAGAAAUCUUAUCACCAUCAAGAGUCAUUUCAGGGGCAGGUCGACGUUUUGGUACAACAGGCACUGUCAAAUUGCUUUCAGAUUAACAAGUCUCCCUUGUAAUGACCAAGAAAUGGCCAUAGUGUAGUUUUUGUAAGUUAGUUUGAAUUCUUAAAGAUAAGCUAUGUAAUUCUUUGAUCAGUUCUAAUGAACUAUCUUCUGGCUCA